CUGCAGAAUUGAAUGGCGAGCCGAAGCAUCGACAAGAAAUUAUCGACCAUCGCGCUCAACCAAGCCAUCUGCCAGCCACCACGGGGCAGAGCAACCACAUAAGCAAUGGCAGGCGCAGGGAGCACAACAUCUUCACUCACUUCGACCUCACAUACCCUCACCCACGCCCCAAUGGCGUCGGCUUCGAGCGACAUGCCACCCCCGCCCGAGGGCCUGGCCGCCCUCCUGAGCUCCAUGCAGGUCGCCAACCGCCACCAGUUUAUGCGGCCCCCGCGCACGACUCCGACCGCCUCCCUGUACCUCGCAAAGGACACCCUGGACGCCUUCGCCGGCCAGGUCAGCGACGAACAGCAGGCCCGCCUGCGCGAUGCCAACAGGAAGCGCAAGCGCGGCGGCGGCGACCUCGACCGCGCCGAUGUGCUCAAGGUCCGCAAGCUGCACGUCGACGGCUUCGAGACGAGCCAGGUCUGGCAGCAGGCCAAAAGGAUCAUCAACUCGACCCUGUCCGAGUCGCUGGCCGCCUUGGAGGAGCUACAGGAGGACGGCGAGGUUCUGGACGGCGAGCAAAAUGGCAACGCCAAGAUGCUCGAGUUUGGUAAGGAUGGUUUCGAGGUUGGAUCCGACGGCGACUCGGAAGAUGACUCGGACGCCUCUCGCUCCUCACCAUCCGACGCCGAAUCUAGAGAUGAGGAGGACGUUUCCGCCGAGCUCUCGGACGAGGAGGGCGUUGAUGUGUCAGAUGACGACGAGGAUGCAUUGGAGGGGGAUGAAGAGCAGGAGGAGGGCGAGCGGGACGGCGAGGAGGAAGGCUCGGACGCUGAUUCAGAUGCUGGGCAAUACAUUGAAGACCCGAAUGGUCUCAACGACGGUUUCUUCAACAUUGACGAGUUCAACAAGCAAACACAAUGGUUCGAGGACCAGGACGCCAAGGCCGACCCGAACACGGAUGUUGUUAGUGAAGAUGAAGACCUUGAUUGGCACACCGACCCCAUGGCCCCCUCAAAAACCAAGUCCAAGUCUACGCCAUCAUCGUCGAAACGACCUAACAAGGAAGAGAUCACGUCUGAUUUGGAAAACGACGAAGAGGAUGAUGACGACGAAGAGGAUGAUGACGACGAAGAGGGGGGUCCAACUUUUGGGGACAUGGACCUGGACGCACCGGAGGGUGCGAGCGACGACGAGUUUGGCGGCGAUAUAGAAGGCGAUCUCGAGGGUGGAAUGGAUCUGACGGCGGACGACAUAUUCUUCAAGGACUUCUUCGCCCGACCGCCUAGAAAGGCUCAAAAAGGAGACAACAAGCGUAACAGGGACUACCGGCCGAAGCAACCCAAGGAGUACGACGUUGAGGCCGCCAUGGAGGGCGUCAAGCGGGAUCUGUUCGAUGACAUGUCGGAGGGUUCGGGCUCCGAAGGUGCGCUUUCUGAUGUGGAGGCUGGCGACCCCAAGGCGCGGAGAUCGGCACACGAGAGGCGGCAGGCCAAAAUCACCGAGGAGAUCCGCAAGCUUGAGGCAGCCAUGGUGAAGCCAAAGGAGUGGACGCUCUCAGGAGAGGCGGCGGCUCCCGAUCGGCCGGUGAACUCGCUGCUGGAAGAAGACCUAGAGUUCGAGCAUGCCGGCAAGCCCGUGCCCGUCAUCACGGAGGAUGUCAGCGAGAGCAUCGAGCAGAUGAUCAAGCGCCGCAUCAUUGCCCAGGAGUUCGACGAGGUCAUCCGCCGCGUCCCAGGCUCCGAGCUGCCGGUCAACACGCGCAGGGGUCUGGUUGAGGUGGACGACACCAAGGCCAAGCAGGGUCUCGCCGAGAUGUACGAGGAGGAGUACGUCAAAAACGCAAACCCGGACAGCUACGUCAGCCAGUCGGACGAGAAGCUGCGGCGGGAGGAGAAGGAGGUGGAGCAGAUGUGGCGCGACAUCAGCGCACAGCUCGACGCCCUCAGCAGCUGGCACUACAAGCCGCGGCCCGCCGAGCCCUCGCUCACCGUCGUGGCCGACGUCGCCACCGUCGCCAUGGAGGACGCGCAGCCCACGACGGCGCAGGGCGUCUCAGGCGGCGCCAGCACGCUCGCCCCGCAGGAGGUCUACCGCGCCGGCAAGGCUACGGCGGGCGAGGGCGAGGUCGUGCCCAAGAGCGGUCUGCCCGUCGCGCGCCAGGAGCUCAGCCGCGAGGACAAGGUGCGCCGGCGCAGGCGCGAGAAGGAGCGCAUCCGCAAGGCCGGCGGCGGCGCCGACGCCGCCAGGGGCAAGGCGCCGCCCGGCAAGAAGGCCCAGGAGCGCAAGGAGACCAUGGCGGACCUGCGCAAGGGCGGCGUCAUGGUCAUCAAUCGCCAGGGCGAGAUCAUGGACGUGGACGGGAAUAAGCCCAAGGCCGCCUCCACCAUGUCGAGUGGCGCCUUGAAGCUUUGAGGAUGUAUGUUAGUUUACAAUUUUGCUGCUUAUAUAUCAAUCGAGAAUGUAACACCAAUCUCCUAACGCUUUCCAAUGCGGUGUUAUCUCCAAGCUUCUCGACUCAUUCCUGACUCCCUUCCUGCACAAGCUUCAUGGGUCGCAUUCCGAUACCUCCCAGCUCUCAAAUCCGGUCCAUUGUCUUUCAUUUCGUCUAUCAUGUCUCUGUUCCUAAUCUAAACUUGCGAUUCGGCAUCCAGAUAAUCAUAAGGUAGUAAAGAUUCGCCCAGUAUCAACGGUAUCAAGGAAUCGUCUGAGCGUGAGAAGAAUUGAAUCAAAUUCACGGCACCCCAUAUUAAAAGGUAUCCGCGCAAAAACAGAACUGCCCAGCCGAUUGGCAAGACGAGCAUCCCAUAUUAACGGGAACCCAUGUCGAUAUGUCCACCUCUGCGGGAAAGUCUUCGGGUUGGCCAGAGUUCUGAAAUUCGAGUGUUGCAGGCGCUGGUGUGGCGUCCUCAUGGGUUGUUAUCCUUGGCCCUGCAUGAGCUCCGGCAACCGGGAAUGAGAUGGUGUGUUGGACGUGACGGAGCCCCGGGCCUUCCACAGUGCCCCGGUGGCCAAAACCAGACGCGGCCAUGGAUCUGUAUGGGCGCAACGGGACAUGAUGGGAAGAGGGCUGCGGCGGGGCAGUGUCUGGAGGUGGAAUGGGACCGCGGUAGCCUCCUCUACCCCCUUCACCCUCGGAGGCGACCCUCUGGGUCCUGGGUCGGCGCAUGACUGCUGGGUCUAGGGCAAACUCGGACCUUUCCCGGAGCCGAUCCGUCAUGAAGGCGAUGAAGAAUGCCGCUGUGGCCUCGCUAACCUCGUUAGGGAGUGCCGGGAUGCUCUCCUCGAGAGCCUGGGCCAGCCCAGCUUGUUCUUGUCGCAACACGUCUUCGAUUUCGAAUAGUUCAUAGCACGUUGCUGGCUCCCAGCCUUGAAAGAAAUGCGCGAACGGUCAGUCUUGCCACGUGUGGGCACGGAAUCUCAGCAGAAUACCACAACGAAGUGUUGCC
Molecule: messenger RNA, 3434 nt
Organism: Gaeumannomyces tritici R3-111a-1
Lineage: Eukaryota; Fungi; Ascomycota; Sordariomycetes; Magnaporthales; Magnaporthaceae
Exons: 1
Coding region: 106-2400 (764 amino acids)
Biological process (GO): rRNA processing
Cellular component (GO): nucleus; sno(s)RNA-containing ribonucleoprotein complex; Mpp10 complex
Source: RefSeq, a predicted model, not a curated record